Vanessa atalanta (red admiral) is the source of this 2391-nucleotide messenger RNA. Its product is annotated as deubiquitinase DESI2. Lineage: Eukaryota; Metazoa; Arthropoda; Insecta; Lepidoptera; Nymphalidae. The transcript is spliced from 9 exons. The coding region runs from base 227 to 955 and encodes 242 amino acids. The record is from RefSeq and is a predicted model, not a curated record. Gene Ontology annotation, molecular function: deubiquitinase activity. Gene Ontology annotation, biological process: protein deubiquitination.
AAAAAUGUCAGUUUUGUCAUUAAGGAAGUAAGCACAUUGUGUUCAUUUUAAAAAUUACAUAUUUCACGUAUUUCCUUACACAUAAAUUGAGUAAAUAAUUAGAGAAUUGUCCAUUGUAAUUCCAAUGAUGGAGCUCUUUAUUUGAAGCAGUAUAAAUUCUAUGGAAAACACCUACACUACGCCGAGUGCUACGUAUUUUUUCCGAAGUUGAGAAGUAUGUAUAGAAAUGAAGAGAUGCGAGGCCUGCCGUAAUCGUUCAGACCGGGGGCCUCCGGACCGGCCUGGCGAUGACCGGGACCCCCUUCUAAGCUCCCCUACUAUCUUGCAGGAGGAUCCCCACGAUUUUCCGAACUUAUCGUGCGGCAUCUGCACGAUGUUUCCGUCGUGUAUGUCGCUGUUGCCGAGGAGGAACGAGCCGAGGCCGCCGAGGCCGGGGCAGGCGCCGGUCGUUCUCAAUGUCUACGAUAUGUAUUGGACGAAUUGGUACACAGCGGGCGCGGGAGUGGGCGUGUUUCACAGCGGUGUACAGGUGCACGGUUCGGAGUGGGCGUACGGAGGACAUCCGUACGCCUUCACCGGCGUGUUCGAGAUCACGCCGAGAGACGAGAGGGAGCUCGGGGAACAGUUCCGAUUCAGGCAAAGUGUACACAUAGGGUACACGGAUUUCAGCGAAGAGGAAGUCAGACGUCUUGUCACAGAAUUAGGCAAGCAGUUCCGCGGUGACAGAUACCAUUUAAUGAAUAACAAUUGUAACCACUUCACGUCCGCAUUUUGUUUGGCGUUGUGCGACCGAGACAUCCCGGCGUGGGUGAACCGUCUAGCGUACGUCAGUUCCUGUGUUCCCUUCUUACAGCGCUGCUUGCCAAAGGAGUGGCUGACGCCGACCGCGCUGCAGCACUCGCUCGCCGCGCACUCGCGCUCCUCCUCGCCCUCCUCGCCCACCACGCCGCAAUAGCGCUACGAGAAUCUGCGGCGAUGCAGAUGCAAGAAAUAACGUGUUGUGCGUAAUGUAUAGGUUUAAUACUAGUUGACACUCCAUUUGGCGCAUUGUCGAAAGUAGUACGUAAGUGCAAAGUGUUGCCAGAUUGAAUAAUAUAACUUGUAACAACGAACUCUGAUAAAACAAUAAAUUGAUCUUCCAAGACGAAAGCGAAAUACAAAUGGUUAUUCGAAAGUUAAAAAUUAAGUCGUUUUUUUUUUAUAAAACUAGCCUGUUAUAUCACAGUUCUAUAUAUUUACUAACUAUAACGCGAUAAUGUUAAUAAUUAAAUUUUUGUAAUGAUAAAUAUUUCAAAUUGUUCCCAUACUUUUUUCUUUUUAGAGAUGUUUAAAUAUUUAUAAAACUAUAGUCACAAAUUUAAAAUAUCGGUCUUGAUGUAUUCGGGCAACACUACAGAGUUUCAAAGCGAGCGUAAAUAUGUUCGUAAUAAAAAAACUCGGGCGACAAAAAGAGAGCCGACGUGAGGGCUCGAUGAGGCGAACGUGCUGAGUUCUCUAUACUGUGUUACACACAGACUUUUCACUCAACUAGAGAUGACAUUACUUAUUAAAUCAGAAUAUUAUAAAACUCAAUGGGUAUCAACAUUUUUGAAAUCGUCCCAAUAUUUUUAGCGCGAUAUAACAGUACUGAGUGUUUGAAUUCCUAAACGGUUUCAAGUAAAAAUGUUGCCCUAACUUAAAAUAAUAGACAGUCGUUUGUAGAAAAUGUUUUUAAACCCGACACGAUUUCAAAAGAUCACGGCGUGAAAGAAAAGUAUACUGCAAUAUAAAAUUAUUAUUUAUAUCUAGAGACAACGAUCAUUGCAUUGAUUGCAAUUAAAAAAAAAAAAAACAGUUUAAAGCAAUUUCAUUAAUUUUUAUUUCUAAUAACAGCUAAAAAAGCAAUAUUAAAAUGGUAAUAUUUAGAUAACCUUAUAUUAAUUGAAUUUUUUGUUUCAUAUUUAAAUUUAAAUGAAAAACUGUAUUCUAUAAAGCAUAAAAACGACUGCUCAAAAAAGUGAUUUUUGAAGUUCCUAAGAAUUGAAUAGUAUUUUGCAGUUUUUUACGACAUCCAUGCAUUUCGCUUCUUAAAUUAAAAUAUAAAAUCUCAAAACAAAAUAUAUAAAAUCACUAAAAAUUUCAAGUAAAUCGUAAUUUAAUAUAAAUAUAGUUAGUAACUAUCGUAUCUUUUUUAACUAUUUUUGCACUUCCUAACUUUUUUAUUCAACUGAUGAGCUAAGGUACAAAUAUGUUUUGUUCUUCUUUUCAUAUUUUUUACUUAUAAUAUCCUAUAUAAAUUUCAUGUUCAUUCAUUUAGGCUAAAUAAAAUGUAGAUUUAGGGUUCCGUCCGUCGAUAUUUUAUUAGACUUAAUGAUAUUGUCGUAUUCGUGCAAAUAUUAAUAAAUAUACGGA